UCAAUCGAGUCAGUCAACAUUUUGAAUGUCCCCAGAGUACAAGUCAAGUGAACAGACUUAAAACACAAAAAUCAAAAAUUCCCAGUCCCCAUUAGAUCAUUCGAUUUGCCAAAUUGCAACACCAAAAUGUUCGAGCUGCAGCAUAUUACCUCACGGAUACGCAAAUUUCUGCAAAGAUCCUUUCGCCUUUCAUUCGGCGACUAUGACAUGUACUCGAUCUGGAGCUUUUGUCCAAUGUCCAACUGGAAUCGCGUUAAAGCCAUGCUCCAAUCCUGCAGCCUGUGCCGCGCCGAGUCAUUCCCCAUUGUCUUUUGGCUGGUGGUGGUCUUCAGUCUUUGCGGUGCUACCUUCAAUUGCUAUGAGCUGUUGCAAGUGUGGUCCUGCCCCUGCGAAAAGUUGGCCGUGUGGCGCCAACGGCACUUCUAUGUGCUGGACCACUGGGCGCUGCGUAAGGCACGACUUCUGAGCUCUGGCACUAUCAUGAUCGCAUGGUUAAUGCUCAUUUAUGGGAUCAUAGCGAUCUCGCCGCCCGCCAUGUCGCCAUGGAUCCUGCUAACCAGCUUCGUCCUGUCGGUGGAGUGGUUCAUGUGGUCCUUCGAGGUGAUCACCGGCCGAUUGCCGAUCAGCCUGCAAACGCUCCUGUCCCUGGUGUUGCACGUGUUCUUUCUGGGUAUGGUGUGCUGCGUGAAAAGCGUAUUCGAGGUGGCGCUCGGCGAGCACUUCGAGCACUCGCUGCGGAUCAUUUGAGAAGGGGACCGACGGGCUGCCGGGCUGCCGGGCUGCCGAAUGUCAUCAUUAAGUAAAGGUGCAGCAGAAGGCCGGCAUAAUUGCAAACACAACCUGCAUUAAGCCCAAUUAGGUUGCCGGCGGCACGCACACCAUCUCGCCCUAAUCAGUGUUCGUGUUGCCUCCUUGCAAACCCAUCGCCCCUAUAGAUACUCUUUCGUACCGGCAGUCAAAGGAAGUCAAAAGAAGUUAAAAGCAGUUAAAGAAGUCAAAAGAAGUCCUCGAACCGCACUCAUACUCACUUAUCUAUGUUUUAUAGGUGUUUUGUAUUCGAAAGUGUAACCAUUAGUCGAAAUUCUUAGUUUAUGCCGAAUAAUUACAAAUCAUUUAAGCUGAUGGCUUUGUAUUCCGCAA
Messenger RNA from Drosophila erecta, 1140 nucleotides. RefSeq lists its product as uncharacterized. The record is from RefSeq and is a predicted model, not a curated record. Lineage: Eukaryota; Metazoa; Arthropoda; Insecta; Diptera; Drosophilidae. Bases 127 to 747 code for a protein of 206 amino acids. The transcript has 2 exons.